This is a messenger RNA of Bathycoccus prasinos, 1047 nucleotides long. RefSeq lists its product with no specific name. The record is from RefSeq and is a predicted model, not a curated record. Lineage: Eukaryota; Viridiplantae; Chlorophyta; Mamiellophyceae; Mamiellales; Bathycoccaceae. Gene Ontology annotation, cellular component: cytoplasm. Gene Ontology annotation, molecular function: sphingomyelin phosphodiesterase activity. The transcript has a single exon. Bases 1 to 1047 code for a protein of 348 amino acids.
AUGUGCCUCUUCUCCUCCUGCUGCGCGACUGAGGACGACAUCGACGAAACCGAUUGCGGCGAGUGUUCCCAACAGUGCGAAUUUAUCGAAGAAAUCGCGCACUUUUGUUCCUCUUCCGUUUCUUCUUCUUCUUCCUCUUUGCGAGAGACGUCGUACGUUUUUUUCUCUCUAAACUGUCAACUCCUGCGAGGCGUCUGUCGAGGCCAGGGCGGAAGGCCAUCGUACCUUCUCUUACGCGCGGCGUGCUUGGCGAAUCGAUUGGCAUCGAUCGAGGAAUUCGUGGACGCGAUCGCCUUGCAAGAGUGUUUCGAUGAAGAGAGCACUUCGCUUUUGAUCAGAAAGCUCUCCGCGUAUUUUCCUCACGUGAUUCGAGGAAAAGCGAAGAGCGGGUUGGUGAUUUUGAGCAAACUUCCGGUGAGACACAGCGUUUUCCACGAAUUUAAAACGUCCUCAGGAGGCGAGAGAUUGUUUUUUAACAAAGGCGUGCUCGGAGUCGCGCUGAGCGAUCCGGACGAGGACACGACCGUGUGCAUGUUUAACGCGCAUCUUCAGUCUGACUUCUGGCGCGAGUCGAGGGAAACCCGAGAGGAGCAAGCGAAGGAAAUGAAGACGUUCGUUCAGAAAUCGAUACACUCGCGAGUAUUCGUUGGAUCAGCAUCGAGCGAUGUUAUUGAUGCGGCGGUGGUAUGUGGUGACUUGAAUUGCAUCGCAGGGAGCGCAGAGUAUGAGAAAAUAAUGGAAGUGCUCGGCGGCGAAAAACAAACGUUUCGCGAUACGCUUCCGAUCGGGGACGACGACGACGAGUCUUUACAGACGUUUCCAGAGUGCAUGUAUUCUCUAAAAAAAGGGAGAUACGUCGUCGUGGAUGAAACGACGAAGAAGAAAAGAUUGGACUAUAUUUUCGAGAUCAGCGAAGAAGGAGAGGUGAAGAUGUCGAGGAGAAGAAAAACCAAAGCUCGGGUCGUUCGCGCGCUUCGGGACGAUAACAACGUCCCGUUAUCGGAUCAUCGCGGCAUCAUAGCCGCUAUCGAACGCGUGUAUAAUUAA